CGCAUCAUGGAGUGUUUACAUACCAGGUCUUUGGUGUGGGCAUCCCCAAUCCCUACAGACUCAGGCCCUUUGUUGGGGCCAGAGUUCCAGUAAAUAGCAGCUUCUCUCCACUCAUAAGCAUCUUCAACCCUCACAGUGAACCACUGCAGGUUGUAGAAAUGUACACCAGUGGAGGAGAUCUACAUUUAGAGCUACCUACUGGACAGCAGGGUGGCACCCAAAAAUUAUGGGAGAUCGCUCCAUUCGAGACGAAGGGUGUGAUGAGAGCCAGCUUCUCUUCUCGAGACGCUGACAACCACACAGCUUUCAUCAGAAUUAAAACAAACGCGUCCAAUGAGGACGAGUUUAUCAUCCUCCCUGUAGAGGUUGAAGUCACCACAGCACCUGGUAUAUACUCCUCCAUAGAGAUGCUGGACUUUGGUACGCUUCGAUCGCAAGAUCGACCAAAACAACUGAAUUUGCAUCUGUUAAAUUCAGGAGCAAAAGAUGUAUCGAUCAUGAGUGUUAGGCCAACUCCGUCGAAUGAAGCGGUCACAGUUGAGUUCAAACAAAUUACACUAAAAGCUGGAGAGAGCCGAUAUACCAAAGUUGCAAGUAUUAUUUUUGAUGCUUCAAAAGCAAGAAGAUCAGACCAGUUUUCUGGAAAAAUAACAGUGAAGGCAAAAGAGAAAAGCUACUCAAAACUUGAAAUCCCUUACCAAGCUGAGGUUUUAGAAGGGUACCUGGGCUUCGACCACACAGCCACCCUGUUCCACAUCAGAGACAGUCCUGUAGAUCCAGUGGACAGGCCCAUUUACCUCACCAAUACUUUCAACUUUGCCAUACGCAUCCACAACGUGUCACUUCCAGAAGAAGCCAAGACUAUGUUCAAUGUGCGUAAUUUCAGCACACCAGUUCUUAUCCCUCCCCAUGAGUCCCGCUAUAUUUUCUCCCUUCUGUUUCGACCAGUGCGACCCUCCAUCCACAUCGACAGCAACAUUCUCCUCAUCUCUAAUGCUUCUAAAUUCCACCUGCCAGUCAGGGCCUACACAGGCUUCUUGGAGCCCGUUGUUCUUCCUCCCUGUCUUCGAGAGCACAUCCUAGACUUUGGUGUUCUUAGUGCUACAGACACCAGCAGUUUAGUGUUUGUGGUGGUCAACAGCAAUCCAAUUGAGUUGGAGAUAAAGUCAUGGUUGGUGACAGGAGACAGUCUGUCAAUGGAGUUGCUUAACACAGAAAGAGGGAACAGAAGUAUAGCACUGAGCAGAACACAAGAGCUCCAGAACACAUCAGCCGCCCAAUACAAAACCGUCAUUUUAGCCUCAGGCUACUACGCAGCGUUUAAAGUCACUUUGGUGGCAAAAGCUCUAGAGGGAAUAUAUGAUGGAGCCAUACAUAUUACAACAGACUAUGAGAUACUGACCAUCCCUGUAAAGGCUCUUAUAGCAGUAGGAACAUUAAGCUGUUCACCUAAACAAAUCAUUCUUCCUCCUUCAUUCCCGGGAAAAGUUGUUCACCAAGGAUUUAGCAUACAGAGUUCAUUCUCACAGAAAGUUAGGCUUCAGCAAAUUCGCUCUCUCACAGAGGACGUCCGGUUUUACUUCAAACGACUUCGCAAUAACAAAGUGGAGUUGGAACCCAGACGAAAGUCCAAGAUAGCAAACAUUUAUUUUGAUGCCAGCUUGCAGUGUGGUGAUCACUGUUAUGUGGGAUUACCGUUUGUAUUAAAAUCUGAAUCCAGGCCCCAUGGUUUAAUUAUGCAGGAGGACAUAUGGGACGCUGAUGUAGAUCUACAUCAGCGGCUCCUGAAAAGAUGGCGAGAGCUCAAAGAGCAAUCAGGCCUUGAGGUUGAAGCUUUCUUUGAAGUGAACACAGAUCUGCAGAAGAAUGUGCAGGCCAAGAUCUUAGCGCAGCUCACAUGGCCCUCGCUGGUCAACUCAUCACAACAGAUUCAUUUUCCUCUCACAAACACCGACAGCUCAUCAGAAGAGGAAGUGAUUCUAGAAAACUCAGCCGAUGUCCCAGUCUACGUUCAGGUUCUUCCUUUGGCUCUUUACCCGAAUCCCUCAGUGUUCACAGGCAGACUUGCUGACAGGUUUCCUUUAGGAAAGUUGUCUAACAUCAACAUUGACACGAAUACACUGGAAUUCCAGGUCUAUAAAAAUCAUUCUUCAGUGAUGAAGAGUUCUACAGGAUUUGUUGAAGGUUUAACUCGGCCCUAUGUAUACAACAUGCUCCUUAUGCCUGGGGAGGUGAAGUCCUUCAACGUGAGGUUUAGACCCAUCACCAAUCACAGGGUCUCUUCUCUGCUAGUCGUCAGGAACAACUUGACAGUUGUAGACUUGAUCAUGGUUCAUGGUCAAGGCACCACAGAGAGUCUGAGACUGGCUGGUAAAGCCCCAGGUCUCGGCAGCUCUCUGAGGUUUAAGCUCACCGAGGCAUUUCUCAAAGACUGUUCAGAAGCUAAAGCCAAGGAACCAAACUUCACUCUUCGAAGGACUUUCAGGUUGGAGAACACCGGGCUUCUUCCCAUUCACAUCCGAUCUAUGGAGAUCAGUGGCAAUGCAUGUGAGGGUUAUGGCUUCAAAGUUCUCAACUGUGAAGAAUUUGCACUCAAACCAAACACUUCAAAAGACCUUGUCAUACUGUUUACACCAGAUUUCACAUCAUCCAGAGUGAUCCGGGAGCUGAAGUUGGUGACUGCGGGGGGUUCAGUGUUUGUGUUUGUGCUAAAUGCGUCAUUGCCAUAUCACAUGCUGGCAGUGUGUGCUGAGACCCUUCCCCGACCCAACUGGGAGCUCGAGCUCUACAUCAUCGUCUCCCUCAUUAUGAGCUCCAUGUUCCUGCUGGUCAUCGCUACUGCCUAUCUGGAGGCCCAGGGAAUAUGGGAGCCUUUCAAACGACGGCUGUCUGUGGAAUCCAACUCUCCCAUGGAGACUGGAAAACCAUUUGAUCUCAGGGAAAUUGUACGAAUUCAAAGUGAUGCUAACUUGAAUGAUUUUGCCGACUCAAACCAGAACUCGACAAGAGGAAUGUAUGGGUCAAGCGGUGGCGGGAGGGCUGGGGGUCGGCAGGGUGGUCCUCACUCCAGUUCCAACAGCAAUGGUGUUCUGCCAGACAGUAAGCCCAAAUCUGGUUCAGGCCGCUCUGGAUCUAUGCAACCCUCCUCCAGCUUUCCGCUCAAUAAAGAUAGUGGCCAAGGACUGAGCCAGCUAACUAAUCGAAAGGCCCGGAGUUCCAAACAGCAGCAGCAGGGCUCAGGCCUCCUGGAGGACCUUCCAAGCUCAGGACCCUCACAGUCCAACAGCACAAGGGCCAACAGUACAGAGGAACAGGACUACAACCGACUUCUGGCAGCCAUGGAUAAAGACCACGACAGGCCUGAGUCUCCUGCCAAUAACGUGUCUUCAGAACACAAUUCACAACAGCCUUCACAAAACAAAGUACUUGAAUCAAAAGGGAAAGUGAAGAAUAAAACAAAAGCUCUUAAAAAGAAAGAGGAGAAAGAGAGGAAAACAAAGGGAAAGACUCAAGGAGAAGAUUUAAAAGAGCCACUGGCAGACAACGAUGACAGCUCUUCUACUACCACAGAGACCUCUAACCCUGACGUGGAGGCCAAUAUUAAAGAGGAGCCAGUGAAAGUGAAAGGAAAAUCAGUGUCAGUGGACAGUGGAAAAGAAAGAGAAGAAAUUACUCCCUCCCCCGCUAAACCAAAAACUAAGAAACAACCAACCACAAAGAAGGAGAAUCAACUGGAAAAAUCCAGGUUUGUUCAGAGCUGUCACUGAAGGUGACGUGUGAUUUCUGUGUCACU
Molecule: messenger RNA, 3793 nt
Organism: Sinocyclocheilus grahami
Lineage: Eukaryota; Metazoa; Chordata; Actinopteri; Cypriniformes; Cyprinidae
Product: transmembrane protein 131-like
Exons: 28
Coding region: 159-3767 (1202 amino acids)
Cellular component (GO): membrane
Source: RefSeq, a predicted model, not a curated record